Molecule: messenger RNA, 356 nt
Organism: Prorocentrum cordatum
Lineage: Eukaryota; Dinophyceae; Prorocentrales; Prorocentraceae
Source: the annotation of a GenBank genome assembly
GCGCCGCGUUCCCACUCGCCCAGUCGUGCUCGCGGUGGGCACGUUCUUCGUCAAGUCCUACCUGUACGGCAAAGAUGGCGCCCCGCCUUCACCCCUCCUGCGUGUCCCACGGGAGGAGGAGGUUGAGGAGGAGGCGGAUAUCGCACUGCAUUGCCGACGCCGCGCAGGUCACCCAGCGCCAGGCGGGCACAGAAGAAAGGGGGAUUCGGGAGCCCGAACCCUCAGGCGCCAUCAAGUAACGAGAGAACGAGGAGGAGGAGAAACAGGAGUAAGAGGAGGAGGAGGUGGAGGUGGAGGAGCUGAUGUGGUGGAGGCUACCUCAGGCCCGUCUACAAGUUGAUUGUCUUCCGGCACUU